Molecule: messenger RNA, 957 nt
Organism: Trichomonas vaginalis G3
Lineage: Eukaryota; Parabasalia; Trichomonadida; Trichomonadidae
Exons: 1
Coding region: 1-957 (318 amino acids)
Source: RefSeq, a predicted model, not a curated record
AUGGGUGAUAAUAGAGAUAUAAUAUCAUCGCCAAAUGUUUCUUUCGAUUUAAAUUAUCAAGUUGAAGAAAAACAACGACACGUUAUCAUAAAACAGUUUCAUAACAUCAAUUUCACAUCAUGUGUCGCAUUUAUUGAUGUAUCUACUGACUACGCAGACUUAGAAUCCGUACAACUCCAAAUGGUUUCAAUGAAUUCAAAUCUUUUGAGAACCUGCUUAAUUCUUAUCAUAAUGUUUUGUGUUUUAGCCACAAUAAUGCUACUAUUUGCCAUUUCAAAGAGAGCAAGACCAGAAUCAGCAGAUCAACUUUAUUCUGUCGUACUAAUGGGCUUCUUAUUCCUUAUCGAUGGCCCAUGGCUUGUAUUUUGCUACUACAAUAUCCCCAUUUUUUCGACAAUUUUUGACAUUAUGAUUCAGAUUUUCCAUAUUAUCUUCAUUUUAUACAUGUUUAUCUUCUUCAAUAGCAAGUCGAGAAACGUACUGUUCAAUAUUUUCAGUAAUAAGAUCCUUUACGGCUUUGCUAUCGCUUUAGAAUUAUUAUUAAUUAUUUUACAGUUUGUAAGUACAGAUGGAGUAUCGCUUUGUGUUGUCCCGAUGAUGGAUAAGAAUAUUCCACUGAUUUCUUCAACUGUUGCCAUUUUUGUGAUUUAUCACGUUUCUAUACUCAUUUUAAUGACAUAUGGGUUCAUUAAGAUGCAAUUUGAAUGCAUAUGGGGAUUGAUUCUCCUAAUCAUUAUGUUCUUUACCCUAGAAAUUAUUAAUAUUUCCGUGUUUUUUGUCAGAUCGUUUAUAGACUUGAAAUACGCAGGAUUGGGCUGCGCCUUUGAUAUAUUCUAUAUUAUUGAAGCUAAUUUAGUUUCAAUGUUUUUAGUUUUCAUUAAUACUCCGAUUAUUAAGAAAUUACCUCCACAGGUUUACGCUUACUAUAGAAAUCGAUUAUCUUAUUCAGAGCCAUGA